Procambarus clarkii (red swamp crayfish) is the source of this 1404-nucleotide messenger RNA. Its product is annotated as probable methyltransferase-like protein 24. The record is from RefSeq and is a predicted model, not a curated record. Lineage: Eukaryota; Metazoa; Arthropoda; Malacostraca; Decapoda; Cambaridae.
AUAACAGCGCAGCGAAGCAGAUAGGAGCUAAGCAGGUAGCAGGGCGGCCAGAUAUUUCUGGGACACGAAGCGGUGAAGUACUCGACCAGAAAUGCUGAGGUUGUCGAGCCAGUUGGGCAAGGUGGCCUUGGGUAUUGCCAUCUUCGUUAUCUUCGCUAUAGCGAUCUCGAGGGAUAAUUGGGAUAAUUACUUAUCAGUCAGCGCUAACUACCUGAAAACUUCCUUGAGCGGUACGAGGGAAGUUGACCCGAAGACCGCGUUACUCAACUGCCAUGUCCAGCCGCUGCAAAACUACAGCCAGUUCUUUGGUCUCAGCAACCAGACGAUGUACCCCUGCAAGCACCUGAAAAUGUUUGGUGGAGUGAAACACAGAGAUUUCUUUGACGGGGACAAGUGGGCGUGUAUGGACUCCCCGCUGGCCCCGCCGCCCACCCGCUGCCUCGUCUACUCCUUCGGCAUCAACAAUGAGUGGUCCUUCGACGACGCUAUGGCCGCCUACGGGUGCCAGGUGUUCUCGUUCGACCCCAGUAUGGCUGCCGGCGACCACCAGCGCUCCGCUAAUGUCACUUUCUUCAGGAUGGGUGUUGGCAGCAAAUCUGGCAAGUUCAUGAAUGGCAAGGUGGACCGUCUGGGAGGGAUCAUGAAGAAGCUGGGACACGUCGGGCGGAAGAUCGACUACCUGAAGAUGGACAUCGAAGGGAUGGAGGUAGAGACGCUGGAGGAGGUGCUGGAACACCAGCCGGAGAUCUUGGCCUCCGUCACCCACCUGGGCCUCGAGAUACAUCCUGGCGUGGCUAUUGGCAACAACGAGAUCGCCAGACAGCCGACCAACAUCUUUAACAGGCUGUGGAGGAUCUUCCAGCAAUUGGAGUGUCUGGGAUUUCGUCUCCUUCGCUGGGCUCGUAACGACUUCAAACUUAACCACUACACGUGGAAUCAUUCUCUCCAGUCCAGAUGCUAUGAAAUCGUAUGGGUCAAGCCACCUACUCAUUAGACGGGGUAUUUUUAUAAGUGUGGAAGUCGGUUUUCAGAGUAAUGUACAAAGACUGCUUUAUGACCCCCUCUAGCUGCUCUAUUAUGCCUGUCAUCCGCAGAACUGCAGCAGCUAACCCAGUCCCUGAGUACUGCAGAGUCUGACAGCGAUAGCAGCUCCCCCACGCUACCAAUUCACCUCCACCUAUACAGCGUUCACAGAGUUUGCUCACUCUAGAGUGAACCAAACUGUGAUUCCUUUGCUUCCCGUCAGAGUCUUAAGUUGGUCGUAAUGUUGACAACGGGUCACUCGUUGUUCCAGGCCACAACACAGUAUGAAGGACUAUCACUGAACUCUUGCGGAUUUUCUUAUUUUUAAUGAAAAUGAUCAAUAAACUUGAGCGCACAACGCUACUAAUUACGUAAAUGAAA